GCCCAGACCCUGCGAGGCACUACAGCACCGAGGACCAGGCGCUGGACCACGAGGCCCUCCGGCUGGUGUGGGACCUGCAGAGGGUGCCCGUCUCCGCGCGCGGCGAGCGCGGCGCCGCUGCAGACCAGGCGGCGGACGACGGGGACGCGCAGCAGGGCUGGGAGGACGACGAGGAGACCGACUCGGAAGAGCCGUCGGACGACGAGCAGGGCCGCGAUUGCACCUCCGUGACGUCCGUGACGCAGGGCGGCGCCAAGCUGGGCAGGGGCCUCUCGCUAGUGCUGAACAGCAGGCCGGUCAAGCCGCACCGCCGAUCGCGGCAGCGGGCCAGGACCCACCCUCGCGCCCGGCGGCCACCUCGACGGUCGCAGCCAGCGAGGGGCGACCGCGGCGACCGCCACCGCGGCAGAGGGCAACGGCCCGCCGCGGCCGUGUCCAUGCCCUCGCUGACGGCGCACCUCCUCGCGGAGCCAACAGGCGCCGGCUACAGGGGCGACGGCCGCCGGGACCACCCCGAGGAGGACGCGAGGCCGCUGUUGGCCCGCAGGUCCUCGAAGUCGCUGGCGGAGAGGAGCAGGAGAGGCCCUGCAGGACUCCUCCGAGAUCCAGCGGGACCCCUCCGCGGCGACGCGGGAGAAGUGGCUGCUCGACGACCCGCGGCGCAUGGGCGACCAAAUCACCGGGCUCCGCCGCCUGUUGGUGGCCCAGCGCACCUGCGGAG
Prorocentrum cordatum is the source of this 721-nucleotide messenger RNA. The record is from the annotation of a GenBank genome assembly. Lineage: Eukaryota; Dinophyceae; Prorocentrales; Prorocentraceae.